Pipra filicauda (Wire-tailed manakin) is the source of this 600-nucleotide messenger RNA. Its product is annotated as vitelline membrane outer layer protein 1-like. The record is from RefSeq and is a predicted model, not a curated record. The annotation marks the transcript as partial. Lineage: Eukaryota; Metazoa; Chordata; Aves; Passeriformes; Pipridae. The transcript is spliced from 3 exons.
AUUCCCCUGUCCAUAUACCAGCUCUCCUUCAGCAGAUGCAGAGCACAAGACAUGAAGUUCCCUAUGCCAGCUACAUUCGCCCUGCUCCUCCUCUGCACCCCAGGCACAGGGGAGCGUGAAUACACCUCUGUGCUUGCUGUGCCCAAUGGAGGCCACUGGGGCAAGUGGGGCAGUCGGCAGUUUUGCCGCUAUAGCUAUGCCAAUGGAUUUGCACUGAAGGUGGAGCCUGCCCAGUUUGGAAGAGAUGACACCGCUCUGAAUGGCAUACGCCUGCAUUGUCAAGAUGAUUCAAUAACUGAGUCCUUGGUGGGGGAGUGGGGUACCUGGACCAUCUUCCAAGUUUGCCCUGGAGGCUACUUGACCUCCUUUUCACUGAGAACAGAGAAAUCCCAAGGAGGAGGUGAUGACACAGCAGCCAACAACAUUCAGUUCAGAUGCUCAGAUGAAACUGUGCUAGUAGGUGAUGGACUGUCGUGGGGAAGCUUUGGCCCAUGGAGCACAAGCUGCAAGAUAUGUGGUCUCCAGACCAAGGUAGAGCCACCACAGGGGCUUAAGGAUGACACAGCACUCAACAAUGUGAAGUUCUUCUGCUGUAAAUGA